Molecule: messenger RNA, 212 nt
Organism: Acaulospora colombiana
Lineage: Eukaryota; Fungi; Glomeromycota; Glomeromycetes; Diversisporales; Acaulosporaceae
Source: the annotation of a GenBank genome assembly
GCAAUCAAGAAGAAGAAACAAUUAUCACUAAAAACAGAUCACAUUUCAAGAAAGUACUUAGAGAGAAGAUAUCAGAUAUCCAACAGUACAUAUAUAUAUUAACAAGAAUUGAUGACUCUGAUAUAGAAAUGUAUAACAAAGAAAAGGAAGGACCAGAUCAAAAUCCAAACAAGGAAGAUACCAAAGAAACAUGGCAAGUUCAAAGUAACUAA